This is a messenger RNA of Colletotrichum phormii, 1124 nucleotides long. Its product is annotated as SCP-like extracellular protein. The coding region runs from base 72 to 941 and encodes 289 amino acids. The record is from RefSeq and is a predicted model, not a curated record. The transcript is spliced from 3 exons. Lineage: Eukaryota; Fungi; Ascomycota; Sordariomycetes; Glomerellales; Glomerellaceae.
ACACACACACACACACACACAUAACAUACACUUCACUUUCCAUCUCCCACAUUCCCCACACAACAGUCAACAUGCUCAGCGUCAAGACUCUCUUCACUGGCGUUUCAGUCGGCCUCACUGCCGUCGGCAUCGUCCACGCUGCUCCUGGCCUUCUCAGUGGCGACGAGAACCGCGCCCUUUCCAUGCUCAACACUGCUCGUUCCGAGGCAGGUGUCCCUGCCAUUCUUUGGGACAACAAGCUCGUGCAGGACGCCGACCUCUGGGUGACUGCGCUCGCCGCUCAGGGCUACAUUGGCCGUGCUCCUGCUCAUCAGCGUGAUGGCGCUGGCGAGGUCAUUGCCUACUUCAGCUCUGUGGCCAAGGACAGCGUCCAGGUCACCAACCCUCUUGCCUCGGCGGUCAAGCUUUGGCUCAGCUUCAAGGAUAUGAACAAUUUCCAGACCACCGUUGAGAACUACUACGAGACUUUCAGCACCACUGAGCAGCUUCUCUCCGAGAAGGCGACUCACAUCGGUUGCUCUACCCGCCUGGGCAGAAAGGAUGGCGCUCCGGACCCUCUCACCUCCUUCACCGUCUGCCGUGUCUUCAAGGACGUUGAGCCCCCUGCCGUCAUGGCUCGUCAAGAUCUCAGCCCCGGUUCCUUCCAGGGCGACAUCACCUUCUUCAACCCUGGUCUUGGCGCCUGUGGCUGGACUGACAACGACAACUCCAUGAUCGUUGCCAUCUCCCACAUCAAGAUGGGUUCCCAGUCCAAUGGAAACCCCCUCUGUGGUAAGAUUGUCCGCAUUCAGACCGAGGGCAAGUCUGUCGACGUCAAGGUGACUGACAAGUGCAUGGGUUGCGCUGAGAACGACAUUGACGUCAGCCCUGCCGUCUUCAAGGCCCUCCUGGGUGACCUUGGCCGCGGCCGCGUCAGCGGUGUGACCUGGACUCUUGUCUAGGUCUGCCUUUCUAUUCAACAACAUUUCUCACUGCCCAACAUGGAUUGGGAUUUCGGGAGGUACAUUGACAUUCAUCAAGAAGACUGCAUAUGUUGGGGGAGAUAAGGACAUGGCAUGGUUAUACCGUGAGGGGGCGGGCACCUUAGUCUAGAUAUCUCCACAAUGUAGCAAAGAAUCAUUUGC